This is a messenger RNA of Rubroshorea leprosula, 1833 nucleotides long. NCBI's taxonomy places the organism in Eukaryota, Viridiplantae, Streptophyta, Magnoliopsida, Malvales, Dipterocarpaceae. The record is from the annotation of a GenBank genome assembly.
UUCCAUUUUCUGACACAAGGUUACAGAUUUUCUCUCCCCCUCAAAGCACCCUAUUGUUUCUCCAGGGGGCUACAGCUUUGGAUUCUUCCCUCUGGAAAAAAAAAAACCAUGUUGCAGGACGUGAUUCAACCGCCGGAGCAGCUCCUCAUUGAUGAAAUCUCAAGCCCAAUCAUUGGACCAGUGCUUGAUUUUUGUGACACUGAUUUAUUCCCAGAAAACCCGCAGAACCCCGAGGUCACUUCCAAUUCUUGCUAUGAAGAGAAUUCCUCCUAUGCAACUAAUCUUUCCAUGCCCCUGGAGAUUAAAAAGCUCAGUAGCUACCAAGAUAACCAUGGAAUGACAAACAUAGCCACCUCAACAACCACCACCACCACCACCACUGUUUUUACUGCCACUGCUACCACCAACAACAAUACCGGUAAUCUGUCCAUAAUCUUUGAUUCCCCAGAUGAGACUGAUAAUGAGAUUUCAAUAGACUUUGCUCCAUCUCCACCCUUUUCUUUUCCUCAUUUUCCAACAACCCACCCAGAUCAAUUUGACCACACCUUGGUGCAACCUCAAAUCCCAUCAACAGAUGUGGUUGAUGGGCUCACACGGUACUCUGCUGAGCCUGUAGUGCCUCUCAUGGGACCUCCAUUACCUGCAGUUUUUGAAGAAGAUUGUUUGUCCCCUAUACCUUCUUAUGUACCAUUAAACCCCUCAUCCCCUUCUUUCACUUUACUUGGCACUUCUAUGGCAACAUUCAUGCCUGCUGGGGCAAUGACUGCUGCAUUACCUGCUGACAGUUCUGGUAUUUUUGCUGGAAGUCUUCUUAUGGGGUCUGAAUUACAACUACAAGAAUUGGAAUAUCAGGGUGAUAAUGGUGGAAUCUUCUGUCCAGAUUCAAUGCAGCAUGCUUUUAACCUUGGAGACCUGCAGCAGGUCCUUACUAAUGAGAGCCAACAACUUGGGGCUGUAGCUGCUAGUUCUACUCCUAUAACAUCAGAGAUUUCAGGUUUGGAAGAUUCAACUUUUAACAAACUUGGCAAACUCUCUGCUGAGCAAAGGAGGGAGAAGAUCCAUAGAUACAUGAAGAAAAGAAAUGAGAGGAACUUCAGCAAAAAAAUCAAGUAUGCCUGCCGCAAGACACUAGCAGAUAGCAGACCUCGAGUAAGAGGAAGAUUUGCCAAGAAUGAUGAUUUUGGGGAGACAACCAGGCCAACUUGUAGCAAUCAUGAAGAAGAAGAUGAUGAAGAAGUUGUUGUGAGAGCAGGGGAAGACAUGGUGGAUUCCUCAGACAUCUUUGCUCACAUCAGCGGUGUAAACUCCUUGAAGUGCAACUACCCCAUACAAUCCUGGAUUUGACUGGCUUCUUAAAAAACAAGAAGCAUGCUACACUUUUGCAAAGACCCUGUUUCAGCCAGGAUAACUCUCUCCUUCCAGGUUCAAUUUUACAAUAAAAAAGACAUAUUCGGGUCAUUAUGGUUCAGGAAUAAUCAAGUCAGCAAAUAAAAACAUAAGAUUUUGUAGAUUACAUAUCACAGCUUGUUUCUCUAAUCUGGCAAACCUUGUAUCAUACCUGCCAGAAUUCAUAGCUUAGUUUUGCACUUAAAUCUAAGAGAGUGGCUUUACAUUCAGUACUAUUGUGUAAUGCAAUGCUUGACUCUAAAAUUGUCUAACAUUGAGGCUUACUGCUUGUUGUACUUAGCUCAAUUUAGACUUGUAGAUUUGGAAAUCCAUCUUUCCCUUCGUCUUUUUAUUCAUUGUAUUGUGAUUGUCCUAUUUCUUCCUUUCCUCUCCCUGUUGGGCCUUAUCAAGCUUUCUUAGGCCCUUGUAUAAAUUGUCUUGGUAUGG